UCCUGCAACAACUGAAAAAUGUCCAAACAGUGAGAACCACGAUGAAGGAAGCAUCUGUCCACUCUCUCCUCUGUCUGACUUUUAUAAUGAUCUACACAGCAAACAAAGAUACUGGUCUGUACUGGUGUGAGUCCAUGUCUGGAUCCUCCAGCAGCAGCAGCAGCAUCCAGCUCUCUGUCUCUGGUGGAUCAGUGAUCCUGCAGAGUCCUGUCCUCCCUGUGAUGGAGGGAGAUGACGUCACUCUGAGCUGCAGAGCAAAGAAUCCAACCCACAACCUCCCAGCUGCUUUCUAUAAAGAUGGCUCCUUCAUUGGUGAUGGACCAUCAGGUCACAUGACCCUCCUCCAUGUUUCCAGCUCUGAUGAAGGCCUCUAUAAAUGUAACAUCAGCCGUCAUGGAGAGUCUCCAUCCAGCAGGAUCUCUGUCAAAGGUCAGAGGAAACCUGAAGAUGAAGCAAAAGAUGAAAAGGAAAUCACCUACAGUGAACUGAAAACCUUCAGAAAUCAGCAGCAGCCAAUCAGAAGCAGCCGAGAUCCAGCUCUGGUUUACUCUGCAGUGAGAACUGGAGACAUUGAAUAUGGACAGAUAAACAUCAGAGAAACUGGAAACCAUCAGAGGAGCAGAGAGAUGGAUCCGGGUCCAGUUUACUCUGCAGUGAGGACAGCAGGCAUCAGACCCAACAGAACCAGAGAACCAGAACCAGAACCAGAACCAGACGUGGUUUACUCUGCAGUCAGACCGGCUGAUGGUCCAUAACGGAUCAUCAACAUCACGUCUGUUUGCUCUGUCAAGUAUUUCUAUAAGAGAGGAAUAUUAAUGUAUUAUUAUUAUUAAACAUAUUGUAACUUUAUAGUAAUUUAGUAAAACAGCUAAGAGACAAAAACAUUUAAAUUUGAUUUGACAUGUUUUAUUUUCUUAUGGUUCAUAAAUAUAAUUACUAAUAAAACUGAAAGAUUGAGUUUCUGUUUCCAUCAUCAGUGUCAUUAUUAUUGAUAUUUAUCUAUAAAAUCUGCCUCAUUAUUUGGUUUAAUCUAAAUAAA
Messenger RNA from Xiphophorus maculatus (southern platyfish), 1039 nucleotides. RefSeq lists its product as uncharacterized. Gene Ontology annotation, biological process: cell surface receptor signaling pathway. The transcript has 9 exons. Bases 42 to 755 code for a protein of 237 amino acids. Gene Ontology annotation, molecular function: transmembrane signaling receptor activity. NCBI's taxonomy places the organism in Eukaryota, Metazoa, Chordata, Actinopteri, Cyprinodontiformes, Poeciliidae. The record is from RefSeq and is a predicted model, not a curated record.